UGGAGCGCCCUGCGGGGAAGGGGAGAACUGAAGGGCUGCUACACCAGGCCUCGGCUUCCCAGAGACGGCCAGCUGUGCGACCCAAGGGGUGAUUCAGGGGCUGCGCUUCCCCGGCGUGGGCUCGCCUCCCCCACCUCCUCCUCUGCUUCACUGUUGCAGGCCUGGCAGUUGCCGGCUCACCCACGCACCGAGGCCUGGGCGAAUCCGAGGCGAGACACGCACGGGGUGGUGCGUGCAACCCGGCGCCUAAGGAGGCCUGCCAGGUGCAGACGCUUCUGCUCCCGCCGGCGCACUUCCCUCUAGAGAUGCCGAGAAAACGGGAGUUAGUAGCGCCCCCACUCAACGCCGCCUCGGAGACUCGAGCUCCUUCACUGUCAGCCUCGAACAAUACAAAGUGUACUAGGACAAGACAAGAUGGCGCCUAGCAGGAGGAGCGGAGAAAGGCAGGGGUGUAAAUCUGGCUUCCAAACUGGAAGCGACAACAAAGACGUGGGACGUUUAACUGCGCAGGCGUGCAGCUUCCGCAAGCUUUAGAAUUCCACCGGGGGGCGCGUCCAAAACGUGGUCCCUGACUGAGACUUAUUUUACGCCACUAGAGCGGUGAUGGGUAGCGUCAGAAAAAGCAGGGAGCAGCCGGCUGGCCAGCUUCGCCGCGGGAAAAGAACGAGGCGGAGUGUCCGCGGCGCGCACGCGCAACGAAAGUCAAUGGCGGUCUGGAGAGACUGGCGGAAGCCAGCUUUGCAAUAUGGCGGCUGAGGCAGACGGAGCGCUUAAACGGCUGCUCGUGCCGAUUCUUUUACCUGAGAAAUGCUACGACCAACUUUUCGUUCAGUGGGACUUGCUUCACGUUCCCUGCCUCAAGAUUCUCCUCAGCAAAGGCCUGGGGCUGGGCAUUGUGGCUGGGUCACUUCUAGUAAAGCUGCCGCAGGUGUUUAAAAUCCUGGGAGCCAAGAGUGCCGAAGGGUUGAGCCUGCAGUCUGUAAUGCUUGAAUUAGUGGCAUUGACUGGGACCAUGGUUUACAGCAUCACUAACAACUUCCCAUUCAGCUCUUGGGGUGAAGCCUUAUUCCUGAUGCUCCAGACGAUCACCAUCUGCUUCCUGGUCAUGCACUACAGAGGACAGACUGUGAAAGGUGCUGAGGACUUACCCAAGAGCAGGCUGCAUGGUUCCUGGGUACUCUCGGACCUGGGAAAGCCAGAUGAUGUUGAGAUUGACAAGGACUCCUGUCCCCCCACUCCUAGGUGUCGCUUUCCUGGCUUGCUACGGCCUGGUCUUGCUGGUGCUUCUCUCACCUCUGACGCCCUUGACUGUAGUCACCCUGCUCCAGGCCUCCAAUGUGCCUGCCGUGGUGGUGGGAAGGGUGGGUACGAGGAGCAAGGGACAAGAUGUUGUUGGGUGGACAGAGGGGGAAGGUCAAGGGGCAGACUGGAAGGUCAAAGUGUGGGGUGUUGGACUUGGGGGAGUGGGGAAAUUAACGAUGGUAGUAUGGGAAGGGCUCAGAUGACAGAGCCAAAGGUCUCCACUCCUCCCCUAGCUUCUCCAGGCAGCCACCAACUACCACAAUGGGCACACAGGCCAGCUCUCAGCCAUCACUGUCUUCCUAUUGUUUGGGGGCUCCCUGGCCCGAAUCUUCACUUCCAUUCAGGAAACUGGAGACCCCCUGAUGGCUGGAACUUUUGUGGUCUCCUCCCUCUGCAAUGGCCUCAUCGCUGCCCAGCUUCUCUUCUACUGGAAUGCAAAGCCUCCCCACAAGCAGAAAAAGGCACAGUAGAGCCAGCUGCUAGUCAUUCCGUUUCCACUCAUUUACCCAACCUCAGGGUUCUCCCCAUCUGAGCCAGGCUGCUGGUGUGACUUACUCAUCCGCCAUUCCUCUGCAGUAGCAGACUUCCUGAGCCAGGGUUUGCUUUUAGCGGAAACAAACGGUUGAUGGAUCUAGAUCCUUAGAAAAGGAGAGAAUGGGGGUAGCAUCUUCCAAGCCAAAAUUUUGACAUUUGAGUGCUUUUCUAAGCCCUGUACAUGUACUAUUAAUCAUUCAGCCAAGCCUCUUUCUCUAGCAGCAAUUUCCGGCUGUUUAACCCUCUCCCUGGGCAAAUGUUUUACCCUGGCCUCUAACCUUCCUACUUCCCUUCUGGCCCUACAAGAGAGUCUGAACAUCAGAGUGGAGGGAACUAGGGGGCUGUGGCUGCUUUCCUGCCUCCCUCAGCCGGGCUGGGACUGCCUCCGAGACCCCAGUGCUGGGGGUGGGGGAAGGUGGACAGAGAAUGACUCAGGCAGGGCCCCAGGGUGGGGUGAGGAGGUUCCUGCUCUGGCAGGUCUAGGCGGAAGGGAGUGGAGAUGGGGCUGGUUCCUGCUGCAGUGAGGGGAACAGAUGGGACAAUAAAGACUGGAGACGCAGUUGAAUAAUA
This is a messenger RNA of Sapajus apella (tufted capuchin), 2406 nucleotides long. RefSeq names its product mannose-P-dolichol utilization defect 1 (gene MPDU1). Gene Ontology annotation, biological process: oligosaccharide biosynthetic process. The coding region runs from base 746 to 1834 and encodes 362 amino acids. NCBI's taxonomy places the organism in Eukaryota, Metazoa, Chordata, Mammalia, Primates, Cebidae. The transcript is spliced from 5 exons. The record is from RefSeq and is a predicted model, not a curated record.